Messenger RNA from Pistacia vera, 1670 nucleotides. RefSeq names its product protein DECREASED SIZE EXCLUSION LIMIT 1. Gene Ontology annotation, molecular function: protein binding. The record is from RefSeq and is a predicted model, not a curated record. NCBI's taxonomy places the organism in Eukaryota, Viridiplantae, Streptophyta, Magnoliopsida, Sapindales, Anacardiaceae. The transcript is spliced from 14 exons. Bases 338 to 1456 code for a protein of 372 amino acids.
CAGCUUACUUUAGCGGUGGAAUCUAUGUGUUAGAUAACGGAAUUUAAUUCGUCUGUUAACUUGAAUGAUGUGCGUUACUGGUUAGUGAAGAAACUGGCCUUGACUAAAUGUUUUCCGAAUACAGUGCAAACCGACCAUUCUUAGUUAAAAGGUAAAGAGACGCAGCCGCUAGUUUCUCUCCCGUUACUGCCGUCUGCCGUUAUUCAUGCAGGCCGUCGCUGGUGCUCACAGAACCACAUUGAAGCCAGCUUAGUUGUAGAAACGAAUCCAGCCAGGGAUCCAGUUAGCUCAGUACUUAGAAGGUCUCCAGAGUGUGUUUAAAACACAUCAAGUGAUAAUGAGCAAGAGACCGCCACCUGAUCCUGUGGCAGUGCUCAGAGGCCAUCGGGCUUCUGUUAUGGAUGUAUGUUUCCACCGUACUAAACCUAUACUUUUCUCCGGAUCUACUGAUGGUGAAUUGCGCAUUUGGGAUGUGGUCCAGCAUCGAACAAUAUCAUCUGCAUGGGUGCAUAGUGCAGCACAUGGGAUUUUAUGUGUUGCUAGUAGUCGUUUCAAUGGGGCUAACAAAGUUAUCAGUCAGGGUAGGGAUGGAACUGUUAAGUGUUGGGACAUUGAAAAUGGAGAUCUAUCAAGGAUCCCUUCACUUACUAUCAAGACAAAUUCUUAUCACUUUUGCAAGCUUUCAAUGGUAAAGAAACCUUGUGCUAUUGCAAACCAAGUUGAAGGGCCUAGUCAUUUCUACGAGAGGGAGGUUAGAGAAACCAGUGAUGUUGAAAGUCUGCAUGAAGGAGAUGAUGCACAUGCUGAAGGACCUAAGUGUGUGGCUAUAGCAGGGGAACAAUCUUCCGAGGUAGAGAUAUGGAAUCUCAACACUGCAGAAAGGUGUGCACGAUUAUUUGAAAGCUGUUCUGUUGUCUCCUCAAACGUUACAACUAAAGGAAGAGGGAUGUGCAUGGCAGUUCAAGCAUAUUUACCUCCUAACUCACAGGGAUGUAUAAAUGUCUUGGCUGGUUUUGAAGAUGGUUCCAUGCUUUUGUGGGAUGUAAGGAAUCCUGGGACUCCAUUAACUUCUGUGAAGUUUCAUUCAGAACCAGUUCUAAGUCUAUGCAUUGAUGGCUCAUGCAAUGGAGGCAUCUCAGGUGCUGCAGACCAAAACAUUAUAAUGUUUAAUUUGGAUCAUUCCACAGGUUCUUGUGUGAUGAAGAAAGAAAUUAGUUUGGAACGACCUGGUAUAUCAGGUACCUCAAUUCGACCAGACGGCAAAAUUGCUGCUACUGCUGGCUGGGACCAUCGAGUUCGGAUAUAUAACUAUCGCAAAGGAAAUGCGUUGGCUAUAUUGAAGUAUCAUCAUGCUAUGUGCAAUGCUGUGUCAUUUUCAACUGAUUGUAAACUCAUGGCCUCAUCAUCGGAAGACACGACAGUUGCACUGUGGGACCUCUAUCCUCCUCAAUCCUAAAACAGAAGUAUUAACUGAUAUCAGUUUUACACCCAUGAACUUCAGCUCAUGAGAGGUUAUAUAUCUUGGAUCAUGUAUUCCCCAUGCUUAGUUUAUGUUUAUAGAGGUGUUGAAGUGAUAGAAUUAUCACGUGGUUUAUUUUGUAUGUUAUCUUUUGGAAAUUGGUAAAACUAUGACAACAUUUUGGGGUUUAAUAAAAUGAAUCAUUUCCCAA